Messenger RNA from Raphanus sativus (radish), 821 nucleotides. RefSeq names its product ATP synthase gamma chain 1, chloroplastic-like. Gene Ontology annotation, molecular function: proton-transporting ATP synthase activity, rotational mechanism. Gene Ontology annotation, cellular component: chloroplast thylakoid membrane. NCBI's taxonomy places the organism in Eukaryota, Viridiplantae, Streptophyta, Magnoliopsida, Brassicales, Brassicaceae. The record is from RefSeq and is a predicted model, not a curated record. Gene Ontology annotation, biological process: proton motive force-driven ATP synthesis.
AAGUUCUUUACAACAUCAACGAACAGCUCCAAACCGAUGACAUCGACGUGCCCUUGACCAAGAUCAGACCGGUUAAGAAAGUUGCACUCGUUGUCAUGACCGGAGAUCGAGGGUUAUGCGGUGGAUUCAAUAACUUCAUCAUCAAGAAAGCUGAGGCGAGGAUCAAGGAGCUUAAAGGUCUAGGUCUUGACUACACAGUCAUUAGCGUGGGGAAGAAGGGAAACUCUUACUUCCUUCGUCGUCCUUACAUCCCCAUUGACAAGUACCUCGAAUUCGGGACCUUACCGACGGCGAAAGAAGCUCAAGCUGUUGCUGAUGAUGUCUUCUCUCUGUUUAUAAGCGAAGAAGUCGACAAAGUGGAGCUCUUAUACACAAAGUUUGUGUCUCUUGUUAGGUCAGAACCCGUGAUCCACACGCUACUGCCUCUAUCGCCUAAAGGAGAGAUCUGUGACAUCAAUGGGAACUGUGUGGACGCUGCGGAAGACGAGCUCUUCAGGUUAACGACCAAAGAAGGGAAGCUGAUCGAAAGAGAGACUUUUAGGACAACAACUGCUGAUUUCUCGCCGAUCUUGCAGUUCGAGCAAGACCCUGUGCAGAUUCUUGAUGCUUUGUUGCCUUUGUAUCUCAACAGUCAGAUUCUUAGGGCUUUACAGGAGUCAUUGGCGAGUGAGCUUGCAGCUAGAAUGAGUGCCAUGAGUAGUGCUUCGGAUAAUGCAUCUGAUCUUAAGAAAUCGCUUUCGAUGGUGUAUAAUAGAAAGCGUCAAGCUAAGAUUACCGGUGAGAUUCUUGAGAUUGUUGCUGGAGCUAAUGCACAGGCUUGA